AAAACCAUAAUUUUACUGUAUGUCUUUUAUGGGUGGUUCCAAAACAUUCUUCUUUUAACUCUAUCGAUCCCUUUUUAUGUGUCAACUCUUAUCUCUCCCCACGAUCAUAUAAUACCAAAAAUACACACAACAUAAAUACAUAAAAUCCAAAAACUCUCACACUCAUUUCCAAAUAUACAUACCAAAAUAAAAUACUAUAUUUACUACUCCCAACAUUUCUUCACGCGCCGCCGCAGUCAUAUAUGAUGAGGCCGCGCUUUAUUUUCGUCUCGUUCCCGGCGCAUGGCCACAUCAACCCCUCCCUUCAACUCGCCAAGCGCCUCAUCCGUGUUUAUCACUCGGAAGUCACCUUCGUCACCACCAUCUUCGCCUACCGCCGCAUGAUCGUAGGUGCUAACAGUCCUAAUAACGACAUCACCGACGAGGGGUUGUCGCCAAACGACGUGUCGUUCGUCCCUUUUUCCGACGGAUUCGACGAAGGGUUCGCGGCGGACAUGGAUUUCGACUGCUACUACGCCGAGCUCGUCCGGUGCGGCUCGCAAGCUCUGGGCGAGCUCAUACGCUCGGGGGUGAACGAAGGCCGUCCGUAUACCUGCAUAGCCUACACCCUUCUCCAACCUUGGGCUGCUGACGUGGCGGCGGAGCAUAAGAUUCCGGUGGCGCUUCUCUGGGUUCAGACGGCGACUGUUUUCGACGUCUUUUACUAUUACUUUCAUGGGUAUAAAGACACCAUCGUUGAGAACAUUAAAAACCCUUCUGUUCCCUUAUCAUUUCCAGGGCUACCACUUCUCACUAUAAACGAUCUUCCCACGUUUUUUGACUCUACAAAGCCCAAAUCUUUUCUCAUCAAGUUCUUCCAAAAACAGUUCGAAAAGCUCGACGAGGAACCCAGCUCGAAGGUAUUGAUGAACACCUUCGAUGAGUUAGAGCACGAAGCGUUAAGAUCAAUUGUUAGUAAAAACAAUAAGAUGAGGCUGAUCGGAAUCGGGCCCUUCACGAGUUCAUCGUCCGAAUUCUCGAACGAAAAAGUCAGUACUACUGCUGAUGUUAUCAGGCAUCAAAACGACCACGUCGACUACAUGGAGUGGCUUAUCUCGAAGGAGAAAACGACAGUAGUUUACGUGAGUUUUGGAAGCUACUCAGUCUUGUCAAAGGCUCAAACGGAGGAACUGGCAAAAGGGUUGUUGGAUUUUGGGCAUCCUUUUCUUUGGGUCAAAAGAGAAAAAGUGAAAAACGACAAUGAAAAAGGACAAAACGACAUAGGUCGUGAUGAUGAAGAACUUAGUUGCAGAGAAGAGUUAGAAAAGCUUGGAAUGAUAGUUCCAUGGUGUUCACAAGUGGAGGUCCUGUCAAAUGAGUCAUUGGGGUGUUUUGUGACUCAUUGUGGAUGGAAUUCAACGCUGGAGAGCUUGGUGAGUGGGGUUCCCAUGGUGGCUUUUCCUCAGUGGGUGGAUCAAGUGACCAAUGCUAAGUUAAUCGAGAGUGUGUGGAAAACUGGGGUGAGAGUGAACCCUAAUGAGGAAGGAAUAGUUGAGGGAGAGGAGAUCAAGAGGUGUUUGGAGUUGGUUAUGGGAUUGGGAGGGAAGGAAAAUGGGGUGGAAAAUGGGAAGGAAAUAAGAAGGAAUGCAAAAAAAUGGAAGGAUUUGGCUAAGGAAGCUGUUAUGGUAGGUGGCUCUUCUGAUAAAAAUUUAAGGGCUUUCCUUAAUGAGGUGACUGUGGAAGAAGGUGAUGCUUUUUCUUCAAAAGAAUGAUUUUGGGCAAUUACUUUGUUUUCUUAAAUGAUUGUGUGAAGUUGUGUAUAUGUAAUUAACACAUAUAUGGAGAUAUUUGUGAAACACAAGCAUAAAUCUAGUCCAGACAUAUAUGGCAUUCCUAUCCCCAUUCCAUGAAUAAAUGAUUCUAUUUUGUGUUA
This is a messenger RNA of Humulus lupulus (European hop), 1912 nucleotides long. RefSeq names its product phloretin 4'-O-glucosyltransferase-like. Bases 243 to 1751 code for a protein of 502 amino acids. Gene Ontology annotation, molecular function: UDP-glycosyltransferase activity. The record is from RefSeq and is a predicted model, not a curated record. The transcript has a single exon. Lineage: Eukaryota; Viridiplantae; Streptophyta; Magnoliopsida; Rosales; Cannabaceae.